Molecule: messenger RNA, 528 nt
Organism: Belonocnema kinseyi
Lineage: Eukaryota; Metazoa; Arthropoda; Insecta; Hymenoptera; Cynipidae
Product: lipase 3-like
Exons: 3
Biological process (GO): lipid metabolic process
Source: RefSeq, a predicted model, not a curated record
AAUGAUGUGGUUGAAGAUUACGGCUAUCCGUUCAAAAUAUAUAAUGUUGAGACAGAAGACGGGUAUAUUCUGCAACUACACAAUAUACCUUUUGGACGAAACGUUUUAAAAGGUAGUCCGAAAAAUAAUAAACCAGUCGUUUUGGUCAUGCAUGGCAAUUUAGGAUCUUCAGCAGACUGGGUUGUAACUGGUCCCAGUAAUGGUUUAGCUUUUCUUUUGGCUGAUAGCGGCUACGAUGUGUGGCUCGGAAAUAAUCGCGGAAAUACUUAUUCUAAAAAUCACACAAUAUUUCUGGAAACAAGUUACGGAUUUUGGGAUUUUAGUUGGCAUGAAAUGGGAAUUUAUGAUUUGCCAGCAAUGAUAGAUUUCGUCUUGCAAAUUACUGGCCAGAAGCAACUCUUUUACAUAGGCUAUUCUCAAGGAGGAACUCAGUUUUUCGUCAUGAAUUCAAUGAAACCUGAAUACAAUGACAAAAUUCGUUUAGGCGUGACAUUUGCCCCAGCAGUAUUCCUUGGAAACACAAAAGGA